Molecule: messenger RNA, 1336 nt
Organism: Panicum virgatum (switchgrass)
Lineage: Eukaryota; Viridiplantae; Streptophyta; Magnoliopsida; Poales; Poaceae
Product: universal stress protein PHOS32-like
Exons: 5
Coding region: 555-1031 (158 amino acids)
Source: RefSeq, a predicted model, not a curated record
CAUCAGCUGCUCCGUAAUUCCCCCCAUAUUUGUUUCUCUAAAUUCUGUUGCGAUGAACAGGCAUAUUACUGUUAUCUGACUGAAAUAGAAUUAUUGCAAAGAAAAAUCAAUUGAAGUUCUUAAGCAUAGUUUAUUCCUGGCUAAACUGGCUUUUGAGAUGCCCCAGCUUUCGGUCAAAAUCAAUGUACAUCAGAAUUAUGCUCUUGGUCACUAUGUCCCUCUUGCAGGUGAUAUUUCUUCAGCGAACUGAUAUAAAGGAAUCUGGGAUUUCAGCGAUACUUGGAUGAAGAAAAAUUGGAACAAUGUGCUCUUUGCCAUCUUUUGCUUUGCAUCAUGAAUCUUUACUUUGCACGUCCCGUAUCAGAUUCAUUCAUUCACAGAGCAACCAUUCUAACAUGUUUUCUACGAAGCUAAAUGAUGAUAAGGAAUCAGAUAAAGGAAACUGAGGCAUAAAGAUCAUUUGUUCUGACAUGGGAAAGGAAUUUUGAAAAAAAAAGAGAAAGCCAUAGUGGUUUGGAAAACUGUAACCUGUUUCUGAUCAACUUGGGAGGGACAUGGCUGGGAGGAACAUUGGAGUUGCAGUGGACUUCUCAUCAUGCAGCAAAGCAGCUCUGAGAUGGGCAUCGACGAACCUUACCAGGAGUGGUGAUAAACUCAUACUUAUCCAUGUGAAGAGCUCCUAUCAGAAUGAACAGGGCGCAGUUCACCUCUGGGAACAGAGUGGUUCUCCACUCAUCCCUCUGGCUGAGUUCUCAGAUGUCACCAAGACAUAUGGUGUGUCUCCAGACAAGGAGACAAUCGAGAUCCUCACUCAAGUGGCAAAUCAGAUAGGGAUUGAAGUCUUUGCAAAGAUACUCUACGGAGACCCUGCGAAGAAGCUUUACGAAGCAGUUGACCUGGUUCCCCUCAGCUGCAUGGUUAUAGGGAGUAGAGGGUUGAGCACGCUCAAAAGGGCUCUGAUGGGCAGCGUGAGCACCUAUAUUGUUAACCACGCGGCCUGCCCCGUCACGGUUGUGAAGGAGAACAUGUAGACAUGUAGCGGCAGUCAGCCCGUUGAACACUGCUGUUUACAUGCUCAGUCACUGCAACAGCAACGUCUAUGUAUGGUAGUCAGAAUAAAAUGAGUGUGCUUGGCAUGCACUGAUCCGGUGGAUGUUUCCUGCUUUUACUUCUUGUUUAGAGCUUAACCAGGACCGGAUGGAAGAGGUCUUGACACUGUUAUCUGAAGCAUAUUAUAUCUUAAGCCUGAUGUAAUAGUAAAAAAAUAAUUACUUGUAAAUAAGUUUAAAAAAUCCUACUGCCUAAGUUAAAAGUUCAGGCACUGAGAGAUGCUGAA